Epinephelus fuscoguttatus (brown-marbled grouper) is the source of this 5700-nucleotide messenger RNA. It is a transcript of the gene en2a, whose product is annotated as engrailed homeobox 2a. The transcript is spliced from 2 exons. The coding region runs from base 1717 to 2523 and encodes 268 amino acids. The record is from RefSeq and is a predicted model, not a curated record. Gene Ontology annotation, molecular function: RNA polymerase II cis-regulatory region sequence-specific DNA binding; DNA-binding transcription factor activity, RNA polymerase II-specific. Gene Ontology annotation, cellular component: nucleus. Gene Ontology annotation, biological process: regulation of transcription by RNA polymerase II; neuron differentiation; multicellular organism development. NCBI's taxonomy places the organism in Eukaryota, Metazoa, Chordata, Actinopteri, Perciformes, Serranidae.
CGGUGGCGUCCUGGGAGGAGAAAAAGCAAACUUAGCCCUGGUCAGCAAAGUUACUCAAAGUUUUGUCUUUGGCGCGACUCAGUAUCCUGAGCACCGUGCACAAAACAGUUUGUUUGCAUCACUGAUUUCUUUUAAAGGGAUAUGGACCCAGUUCUUGGUCGACCGCAGCGUCACGACAGGCGAACAUGAGAACAUCAAAAAUACUUAAGGCACAUCUCUGCGCGUUUUGAGAGCCAGACAGGGGGGGAAACUCUUUGGCUGUCACAUUUCAGUUUUGAUGCAUUUUGUUGCCAAUUAUGACUCGACUGAAAGCAACACGUCACAUUAGGCACAUCCUGCAAAUAAAGUGGUUACAUUACAAGAUAAAACAGUAAAUGCGUUGCUGCUAUGGUUUAAAAUAAAGAUGCAUGUUUUUAGAUUUAAUUUAAAUACAACAAAAUACAGUUACUCCAGCUUUAGCUCUAAAUAUGAGCAUACAGACAUGCAGCUGCUCUGUUUUACGCAUUUAACCUUGGCCAGGACAAUCUGACUUUAACUUACUCUGAGUCCAGCUAACCUUACAGGUGCUAUAAUGACAUUUAAUGCAGAUAUCGUGUAGUGUUCAUGCUAAUAAUGGUGCUUUCAGUGUUGUCUAAAAAGGUGUAUUUUCAGAUGAUAUUUUAACACAUGUUGCACAAAGAUUUGCACGUCACGGAUCCCCAAAUGCAUCCACAGUGGUCUAUUUUACCUUUUACGCAAGGAUUUUUGUCUAAUUUGCGUUUAAAUGAGAAGAUUUUUGGUUGUUAUUGUUUUUUAAAUCAAACUGUAUUGCACUAAGGGUGUCUUUAAGUGUCCUGAAUGCAACUUAUGUGCACCGAAAAUGUGUUAUAGUGCAUUAAAAUGUCGUAAAAAUGUACCAUUUCUUGUUUUACUGGGAAUCCCUCCCUGCCCUGCAAGCGAGGAACCCCGGGGGUCCCCACAACCUACUUUGACAGCCGAUGCUUCAAUCUCCCAUUGUUUUUAAUAAACACAGACAAGCUGGUGUGCAUCGUGUUUCCCCUUCUGCAAACUAAAACUCCAAAAAAUUAAGUUACAGUUUCAUAAACACAGAUUAAUUAUUGGGGGGUAUCUGUGAGCAUGCACUGGAUUUAAAUUAGGCUUCUCCCUCCGUCAGUCCAGGACUCUUUCCCUUUACUAAGGCGAGGAUGGGCGUUUGUGGACUGCUCUGGAGUCUGCGUCACGUGGCCUGGUUUCUGCCAUCCUAUUGGUGCAAGGCACGUGUCUGGGAGGACGGUGGGAAAACGUCACUCGGGGGGCUCGUAUUGAAAAUAAGAACAAAACUCCAGAGUGAGAGUAUUAGAGCAUCAGUUUAGGAGCCUCUUUAUUUACCCUUAGUUUAGUUUAGGUGUAGGCAUUACUGAGCACACUGAAAUCGGAUAACACUAAAUUGGACGGUGCGCAAAUGGCACAUGUUUUAGCUGUGCGCUCUCAGUUGUAACCCGAGGUUGAGGGAAUAUAUGUCAAAAAAGUAUGCUUUUCUCAGAGGACACUACCGCAAGGCUUUGCAUGGUGUCCAAGGCACUCACUAGUAUUUGAGUUUUAUUUUUUUAUUUAUUUCACGCGUGCAGCUUUUUUUCCCUGCAAUUUUAAUUUACCCUGAAGUUCUUUGCGAAUUUUAUUGCAGCGGAGAGAGCGAUAAAGGGGUUAAAGAGAGUAAAGCGGGGAAAGUGAAUCAGUAUGGAAGAAAAUGAUCACGGCAACAGAGACGUGGUGGAGCGGCAGGAGUCGGCGGAUGAAUCCAACAGAGCCAUCCUUCCCCUCUUACAGGCGCCGGGGAACCUGCAGAUCCCUCACCGGGUCACCAAUUUCUUCAUCGACAACAUCCUGCGGCCGGAUUUCGGACGGAAAAAGGACGGGGGCGCAAACCGCGAAGAGAACAGCGUGGCAUCGCGGGAGAGCCACAGCAGCCCCGACGCCCCUCAGACCGAGCCGGUGGGGAACACGGUGCCGGCGGAGGGGACCUCCACUCCACACACGGUUACCGGGACCAAGAAGCCCGCUAUAGCCGCCGAGGAGCCGCUGAAACCCCGCGGGGAGAGCGGAGACCAGUGCCUAAGCUCAGACUCAGACAGUUCCCAAGCCAGCUCAAACCCAUCCCACCCUCAGCCCAUGCUGUGGCCAGCCUGGGUGUACUGCACCAGAUACUCGGACAGGCCUUCUUCAGGGCCAAGAUCUCGCAAACCAAAGAAGAAAACGACCAGCAAAGAGGACAAGCGACCACGGACGGCCUUCACAGCAGAGCAGCUGCAAAGACUAAAAUCGGAGUUUCAGACAAAUCGCUAUCUGACCGAGCAGAGGCGGCAGAACCUGGCGCAGGAGCUGGGCCUGAACGAGUCCCAGAUCAAGAUCUGGUUUCAGAACAAGAGGGCCAAAAUCAAGAAGGCCACUGGCGCAAAAAACAGCUUGGCCUUGCACCUGAUGGCACAAGGACUGUACAAUCACGCCACCAUCUCGUCGAAAGACGAAAAAUCAGACAGCGAUUGAUUUCCAGAGAAGUCACAGCAGCCUCCUGACGAAAAAGAACCUAUAGUAGUCUGAUAGAUUUUUAUAGAGAUAUCACCGCAAAACUCUACCUACAGUACAGGAAUAUUUAAAGUUGCCACAGCAGAUAAAAAUACCACAAAGCUCUAUUACUAUCACUAUAAAGCUGACCCACACAGAUACAUACAGGAAAUUAAAAAAAAAAAAUAAAAAAAGAAAUCUCACUGGACUGCAAAGAGUCCAUACAGGAAUAUUUAUAAGUCUCUAUAGCUUCCUAUAGGAAUAUUAUAGUGACUUUUCGUUCUAUGGGAGGUUUUGUCAAGCCUACAAUGCAAUAAUUUCAUCGAAUAAAGGGCCAGUGUAUAGAGUAUACCAGCAUAAAUUGAUUAAAAAAAGAGAGAGAUAUUUCUGCAAUAUCACGUCUAUAAAAAGAUGUUGUAUAAAGGUAUGUUUUCAUUGUUUGUCGCCCCCCCCCGCACCCCCCCACCAGGAGGUACAAACGCUUACACCCACCAUUUUUCUAUAGGCUACCCAUGAUUGUCAUCAUUUUACACUGAACUAUAACUGGCACUUGACGUUUCCAUCUGUCAGUGAAAGUGAACCAACUGAAGUCCAAAGAAUAUUUUUCUGCUGCAUCCAGGCUACUGUGAAUUUAAAUAAAUGCUAACACGAGUUUUAUUUCCAUGCUUGUCGGUUUCCUUGGUUGUUUUAAUGUAAACAUAAAAAAAAGAAGCGGACAGAGGAAAUGUUUUUCUUGAGUGUCAGUUGCAGAGCUAAUUGGGCAGACAAUGAAUUUUGAUACGUUUUUUAAAAAAGAAAAACCACAGGAACAGUUUAUUAGAAGUGACUUUUUUUGUCUAACACGCCACUGAACUAAAAAGCUAAGUUAGGGCCUCGCUUAUAUGCAUGUGGUCGUCUCAUAGCCUUUAAAAUAUGUGCGUAUUCCCUUCGUUAUACCAAUGCAUCAGUGCAGCUAUUAUAGUUUUUAACUAGCAAUAUGAAUCUGUUUUUUUGUAGCUAACUGAAUUGAAGGCUAUAAUGCUGCCUAUAAAGUCACAGAACAACUCUGUAGCAUAAAGACAAUGAUGGCAACCAUUAUGCGCACUCUGGAUUAUAUAGACUAUAAAAGCAGGUUAUUGGAUGUUCUUGUUAAAUCUUUCUCUAUAUACAGUUUUAUUACAUAUCCAUUUAUCAUAAAAAGAAGGCAAAUCCGUCAGUGACUGUAUUACAAAUGUUGGAAAUCUCUUAUCGUUGUUGAAAGGACUUCAUAUGUGUAUUUAUAUAGAUUAUAUUGAGAAAAAAAAUCUAUCCAAUGACCAGUGUUGCUUUAGAGUAGAUAUCUGAGGUGUUUACACUGCUUGUUUAUCUUGCAAUAACUUCUUUUUGUUUUCUUUUGGUUUUUUUUGUGAAUGAAAAAUAGUUUAUGGGGCCUUUGCAUGAAAGCUGCAAUUUGUUGUACUUGGGCAAAUAACUGUGUUUAUAAACUUUGGUCUUUAUUGACAGGAGUAUGAUCGAGCUAAGUUUUAGACUGUAUCCAUACCAAAUUGUGGACUUUUUGCCUUUCAAAGUGUUUUUGUUGUGUAUCUGCAAAAAGUGUGUGUGAAUUAAAAUCCACCAAACAGAAACACACUUUGCCUUAAAAGUUCAAGUGUGAACUUUUUAUGAAACAGAACUGUGCCGAAUCAGAGAAGCAGUAUUACUUCAAAUGCAGACUAUUCAAGUUUAAUGCCUUUAUGAAAAACUGCUGGUACGACAUUAUGAAUUUACUCAUCAGCGUAUAUCUAUCUAUAUAUGAACAUGUUUAAAUAAAAUUACAACACAGAGUUGUAGAAUACAAUGCUAUUUUUUAUUUUAUGUUGGGAGUAUUCUUUGGUAUAAAUGUACAUAAUUUGUAUCAUGUAUUAAUUGUGUAAUUAACUGCCUCCUGAAAAACUGCAAAAGAAGAGUAAAUAAACCUUGAAGAUUAUACACAAGCAAGUCUCUGGCAUCUUUACGUGAUAUGUAUUGUCAUUAAAACACAGAAGAAAAAUAACUGAGGCCUGGCUGAAGCAGCGACUCAAUGCUGAGCUUCUGCAGGCAUUAUUAUCUACAAAAAACAAAUGCAUUACUCGCCAGAAAAGAGAAAUACACACAAAAAUAGUUGUAAAGAAAUGUUGCCAGAUGUCAAAUAUCCACAAAUGCAAUCACAAACAUUAUUAAUUUGCAUAGCAUGACAAUCCUCUCCAUGCAAACACCCCCUCAUUCUAUGGGCGGCUCUGCAUCACAUUCAUUGAGGAUCAAAUUCAUGGGUUCUGAGAUUAAAACAUUUGCGAAAGCAUCCAAACAUUAUGCAAGGGAAAGCCUUGAACAAUUCCCAGGCAUGUUUCCUCAACAAUGCCUUAUCUGCAUUUCCAUACUUGCACCGCUAGUCUUUGAACGCCAUGUCUAACGGCCAGUGACUAGCAUUAGAGCGGAUAGGGCUGCUCCCAGCACUGUCUUCACGACGGUCAGUCUUCCUCGCCGCUUCUGAAAGGAGCCUGUGCUUCUAUCACAAGGCAGAAAUGGGAGUCGAAAGGAGAGAGUGAGAGAGAGGGGAGGGAGGGAGGGGGGGAGAGACACUAGAGAGAGGGAGAGAGAGCAAUGAAGGUCAAAGCCUGUCAUGGCUGCAGGUGGCUGGUUUCCCCCCUCCCGCCCCUCAGUAACCCAUUCUCCACACACAGCUUUCUCACUCGCUAACUCAUACUCUCUCCCUCCCUCACACACACACACACACACACACACACACACAUACACUUACACACAUCUUACUAUCACUUGGUUUUAUUUUAUUCUUGCCUGGCACGCACACAUCCCCACACACUUCAUUCAUUUCUGUUCCUCCUCACAUGCACACAUACCCCUGUUGUUUUGGUCCUUCAUUCAGCGCAUCAAUAGGAACCUUCAUCAAAAUAUUCACCGGCAGAGGAGCUCCCCGAAGUUCAGAUAGGGACACCAAUGCAUGAACAAUAGCUGGAGCUGUACGGCUGCAUGGGCACAUUCUGCUGGAACAAAAGCUUUUUAUCGGAGAAUAAUUUGUCUCAUCGCCAAAAGUGAGAUUCAGGUGGUCGAGUGACCAGACGUGGUCCAUGUUUGGGCCUCUAAUCACUCCAUGCAACAGGAAAGUCUUGCAUUGCAGUAAAAACAUAUGACAGUGGAAAUCAU